AUGUCGCUAACAGGACGUGCUACUAUUAGAAUUAAAGAUGAAAAAAAUCCUGGUGAUAUUCGUAACUAUUCCAAUGUGAAGUUACAGCUGACAACUAGUAAAUCCAAUCCAAAACUUAGUCUUAAACUUCCAAUCGACAAUGAGGUUGUUGGACGAUUUAAUUUAAGGGAUUGCUCUUACGUAGAGAAAUCAUCAGCUCGCGGUACCGUAGAAUGUAUUCGUAAUAAUUCUACAGAAGAAAUACUGCUUAUACUGAAUCCAACCGAAGAAUCUGCACCGUUGUUAGAACAUUUGCGAAACUAUUUGACGGCUGGUCCUGAAACUGCUCGUGGAUCUACACCAGAAUUUGCUCGUAGACCUGCACCAGGACCUGCUCGUGUAGCUUCACCUGCAGCUAUACCCGCACCUAUUCCUAAUGACGACGUGGAUCAAUUAAUUAGAGCAUUGAAUGAUAACAAUACCAAUGAAGCCAGUCGUUUUGCACGUAAACUUGCUUCGAAUCACACAGCAGUUCAAUUCUCUCUUGAUAUGAUUAAUGAAUACGGAAAUGCAGCACCACGACAACCACCAAAGCCUAUUAUACAACCAUUAAAAUUGAAGCUAACAAUCGAAAGCUUUUUGAUUGACCAAUGUACGGAUGAAAAAUACGAUGUGACUAUUCUUCCAGGAACAACUAUAAAAGAUCUUAAACAAAUAGUCUAUCGUGAUACAGAAAUAUCUGUUCAACAGCAGUACUGGUUCAUUAAUCGAGAACAUCUUACCGAUACAUAUACAUUUGGCGUUACAACACCACCUGUGAAAGAAAAUACAGUACUUACACUUUAUAUUGCUAAGCCCCAACAGAAUUGA
Messenger RNA from Rotaria socialis, 849 nucleotides. The record is from the annotation of a GenBank genome assembly. Lineage: Eukaryota; Metazoa; Rotifera; Eurotatoria; Philodinida; Philodinidae.